UGCGCCAUGAAUGCUCGGCAAAUCAAUGUGCAGAGACAUAACCUCGCUUGUCAGAGAGAGGUGUUAUAGAAGAAUAACAUUUCCUAAAGAGAAACACGACGGAAAAGAGAUUUAUUUUAAUCUUCGAUGACAUAUUAUGCGCCAAAUAUAAUACAGACCAUGAAGAUAAAGAAUGUCAACAACUUAAUACUAGGCAUCACGGGAUUCUGUGAAACUUUUGUCCCAAAUUCUGUCUAUACACAAUGCAUACGUUGGAAAAGGAAACCAAUUUGGAUGCCUACAGCAAAAUCCAAAGUAUUUCGAAUACCAAAGAAGCCUGUCAUAUCUGUAGAAGAACAUCUGGAGACUCAACGUUUAUAUAAUAAUUACAGAACAUAUAUAACAUCACUUAGAGCUUAUUUGGCAAAAGUUGCAAAGGAGAACGAGGUGCAAUUUGAUCAGGCAGCUAUCGAGCAAGCUGAAGAGGAGGAUUUCCAGACAUGCAGUGCGAUAAAUGACGAAUGGAAUGCAGAGGUGGCAAAAAUUCGAGAAGUUAGAUUAGCGAACAUGAGAGAGAAACGCAGGGAAUCUAUUCUGCAGAAAUUGCUACAGCAAGAGAAGCAGGAGGAGGAACAGAGGAAUUAUAUCGACGAACAAAUCAGACAGAUUAAGAUGGAAGCUGUCACAUUCAUCACUGCAGAAAACGUGGAUGCGGCGAUCGAAGAGUGUCUGACGAAUAUCGUCGAUCACAAUCGCGCGUUAGAUUUGGAGGGAAACUGGUAUGAUGGGGAAUAUUCUCCAAAGAAUGUUCCACCUCUUGAAGAAACGCAGAAACCGGCGAUCGUCGAGAAUUGAGUAUAAAUUUAGAAAAGAAAAUAACAGCUUGGUAGGCUUAUAUACUUGUUUUCCCAAAUAUCUUAAAUUUUUAUUGAAAUAUAAUUAAUUAUGAUAAUCAUAAUAUAAAUAUAAUUAAUUGUGAUAAUCAUAAUAAAAACGAGCUAUUAUUGUAACAAAUAUUGAAAUAAAUAUAUCCCGCGCACUUGUUC
Messenger RNA from Cataglyphis hispanica, 1025 nucleotides. It is a transcript of the gene mRpS26, whose product is annotated as probable 28S ribosomal protein S26, mitochondrial. The transcript is spliced from 3 exons. Lineage: Eukaryota; Metazoa; Arthropoda; Insecta; Hymenoptera; Formicidae. Gene Ontology annotation, cellular component: mitochondrial small ribosomal subunit. The coding region runs from base 127 to 834 and encodes 235 amino acids. The record is from RefSeq and is a predicted model, not a curated record.